Armigeres subalbatus is the source of this 1796-nucleotide messenger RNA. Its product is annotated as dual oxidase maturation factor 1-like. NCBI's taxonomy places the organism in Eukaryota, Metazoa, Arthropoda, Insecta, Diptera, Culicidae. The record is from RefSeq and is a predicted model, not a curated record. Gene Ontology annotation, cellular component: endoplasmic reticulum membrane. The transcript is spliced from 8 exons. The coding region runs from base 16 to 1179 and encodes 387 amino acids. Gene Ontology annotation, biological process: protein transport.
GGGCCCAGGCAGAAUAUGUGGCGACGACAAUUCAAAAAGGAUUACGCACAGAUGGUAUUUGGAAAUACUUCGAAUCGGAAAUUCACUACCUUCACGACAGUAACGCUUAGCUUAUUCGUAGGACUAGUUAUAUUGGUUACCCGUUUAGGCUCAGGUUGGCAUGUUGCUCAAUCGACUAUCGUCGCCCCGUACAAGGCGUUCUCGCGGGAAAAGCUCCCGGCUCGGUUGGGCGCCCACAUCGGACUGAUGCACAUCAACAUUACGCUGGCGGCUCUGCCAGUUGGCAACUGGUCCACCCCGGAUAUUGACUUCAACGAACGAUUUAGCUGGGAACAGGCUAAUGAUAUGGGCAACUCGUACAAAAACGCUUUGCAGCGUGGCUUGCCGUAUCCAAUUCUGACCGUGGCGGAAUAUUUCAGUCUGGGUCAGGAAGGAUUCUGCUGGGGUGGACAGUAUCGCGCAGCUGGCUACUACGCUAGCAUACUGUUGUGGGCAUCUUUCGCCUCGUGGCUGAUGAUGAACUUGCUGCUGGUGGCUGUGCCACGGUAUGGGGCCUACAUGAUGACUCUCACCGGAGGUCUGCUGAUAGGGGCCAGCGUUGGCUACAGUCAGAUGCUACCAAAGCAACCGUUGACGAUCUUCAUCGAAGGAGGCCGGAUCAGUUUUCGGCUAGGGUGGUGCUUUUGGCUUGUGCUGGUUGCAGGUAUCCUCUGCUUAUCGAUUGGACUGAUAAUAGCAAUUAUCGAUUUGGUUUGGCCACACCGAUUCUCAACCAUCCUGGAGGUUUAUUACGACACGCCCUAUGACAGACACGUGAUAUUAGAAGAAUCUCACGAUGUUCGAUACCGCAAACGUAAUAGCAAAGGUUUGGAGGAACCCCCUGGUCUUGGAUCGCGUAUCCUGCGCCGGCUAUCAUCGAAAACUCGGGACCAAACAAAUGACAAGGCGGGCAUCGAAAACCGCGGUUUCCAGCACGACGUCCCAAAGUCGCCCUGGCGCUAUCCGUUCCGCCGGGCCCAGCAAAACCCACCGCAAGGAAUCCAGCGUACAAUUUCGCAAGACUCUAACUCCAGCAUCGCAUCCGCAGCUGCCAUGUCUCAAUCGUUACAUAAAGUAGCACUUUCCAGAAUGCUUCCGAAACCACCUCUGGAGCGGACUCGCGAAAUCUCCAACUGGUAGACGAUAGGCAACCAUCGACAUCCAUGUACCAACAAUCGGUUCAAAACCGGAAGCCUCACUUAAAGCUAGAAACCACACGUGUGCAACUUUUACGUGAUGAAUCUCUUGUGAUAUUAAAUCGUAAAACAGCGAGCUGACAAAAACGAAAUAACUAAUCGAGAUAAACAAAUUCCAAGUUAUCAUGGAAAGACUUGUCCGAGUGCAACUUACCAUAAGUAUAGGACGAAACAAUUUUAUAGAUUAGGACUGAAUUGAAAAUGGCUUCGUACGGAGCAAAUUUUAACUGACCGUGUCUAGCAUUAAAAUUUAGCGAUAGUAGUAUUCUAGGUAUUAAUCAACGAUUGCUUAGAAUUAAGACUGGCCAAUUUGCGUAAAGCGCGUAUCAUAUUCGUAACAGUUAUCAGUGAACCUUUACAAGACUAUCAGGAACAAGUUUCAUGCCCUUUUAACUUAUUUAUUAAUUCGUUCGUGUACGGAGUUUUACGAGUAUGUAGGUUGAAUUUUUAUUAAAAGAAACUAGUGGAGAAGAACCAAGUAUUACUUAAACAUGUGUCAUGGAGAAAGAAGAUUGUAAUGAUUACUGUAGAUAAACGAAUAAACAUAAUUGUGACAUAGUA